CAUAUCGCUCGAAAAUCUUGGGACAACCUCAUCCACGUCUAUCGUCAACCUCAUCUCUCGCGGCCGGCAUCAAUUGCGUCUACCCGCCCGAUCACCCCUCUUUCCUUUUCUUCUAAUUGCUUUGUAUCUUUUCAUGCUUGCCAUUCUAGCCGUGUAAUUAUACAUAACCAUCCAACGCUGUCUGCCAUGAGCUCCCGCUCACUGGGCGACGCCCUGCUCCGCCCUUCCUCCCUCACACUGUCUCGCCUGUCCACCACCCCCCAAACAUGCCCGACAACCGCGAGACUUCUAUCAUUGCAAUGGUCCUCUCUAUCAUCACGCCGCAAUAUAUCCUCCGGCGCCGGCGCCCCAACCCAGCCCAAUCCAACUAAACAGCCAUCGUCAUCGCGCCCGGUCUCUCAACCACGACAGCAGCAGCAGGAACCAAACAAUGCCAACCCGUUCCAAGAUCUGGUAGAAGCUCAAAACAAAUGGUCUAUCCGAGGCCGACCCCAGCAGUCUAGCACCUCAACCACCAUCGACAAUCUCCUUCGCAGAAACAACGACUCCCGCUACCGCCGCAUCAACCCCAAUCCACAGGGAGACGCUCCCGGUCCCGCCACCAGCACUGCAAACGCCGCUCAGCGCAUCUUUGGCGCAGAUUUCAGCAAUCGCGGCCCCCGCCGGCCCGGUAGACGCACCGCCCUCGACGUGAGCAGUCUGGCCUCAGGUCCCAUCGAAAACCCGCCAGAAGGUGUCCUCCGUCCAGACGGCAGCUUUGAAACCUCGCCCUACCUCCCUAAGACCCCCGUCAUCCCCGAGUCUGAGAAAAUCUACCCCCGUCUCGACCCCUCCUAUGGCCGCACCAUCGAGCUCGAUCCCUCGCGCAAUCGUGAUCUGGUCAGGGGUAUCAGCAUGCUGGGCGCGCUGGUGACGAGGAACAGGAUCCGUUCUGAUAUGACUGCUCAGAAGUAUCAUGAGCGGCCUGGUUUGAAGAGGAAGAGGCUUGCGAGUCAGCGGUGGAGGAACAAGUUCAAGCAAGGGUUCCAGACUGUUACUGCUCGUGUCAUGGAGUUGACUCGCAAAGGGUGGUAG
Molecule: messenger RNA, 1074 nt
Organism: Periconia digitata
Lineage: Eukaryota; Fungi; Ascomycota; Dothideomycetes; Pleosporales; Periconiaceae
Source: the annotation of a GenBank genome assembly